Mesorhabditis belari is the source of this 1614-nucleotide messenger RNA. The record is from the annotation of a GenBank genome assembly. NCBI's taxonomy places the organism in Eukaryota, Metazoa, Nematoda, Chromadorea, Rhabditida, Rhabditidae.
AUGGCCAGCUCUUCAAAUAUGGCCGUCUCAUCGGGUAGCGGUGAUGGAGGUGGAGGAGAAGAACGUGAAGACGGAUGCCCCAAGAGAUUGUUCAACCGAGAGAGCCUCCCCACUACCAGCGAUGAUUCGGAUGCAUCUAUUGAUGAGCAUGGACGUGAUCGUCGUGACAGUGAAGGGGCUUCAUCUUCGGGUGGAUCUCAGCGCUCUGGUUGCUUGAAAGCAAGAAAGUCUCGCCACGAGGGUAGCAAGAAACUACCUGUGCAACAGGUAACUUGGUCGUUUUCUGCAAAAACACAACCCGUGCAUUCACAACCACCAGCGCCGAAGAAUUACGUUACCAAGCAAAAUUCUUCGUCAUCAGGCCCCGUUCGCAAAUCGUCACUCGUCGGUGGCCAUGGUUCAACUUGCUCUUCGGGUAAUGUCAGUCCUUCGGAAUCACCGGCUCGAAAUCCAUUCUCUCAGCAAUCUUCUCAGGAUCUUGCUGAGCGUACUCUCACACCGCCUCUGCCUUGCCUCAAGGUUAAAACAGGAUCCAAGAAGGAGGGCCGCUCACAACGCAGCAUGUCUUUGGGUGGACCUGCUCAUGAUGCGCUGAUGUGUUCUUUGGCGCAGCGACAUGGUACUGUGACAGUUGAUUUGAACUCUGAUUCAGAGGAUAAAGUGUGUCUUCUCGUUGACAAUACCCGCUUUUUGAUCAGUCUGAAGACUUUGCUCAAACACCCAGAAACGAUGCUCGGUCGUAUGUUUUCCAUGCGUAAUUCGGUUGAAGGGCAUGAUCUCGUUCCUGCUAAUGAAUCAGGGGAAUUCGAGGUAGCUGAUGUGUGCAAUGCUCAUGUAUUUCGUGCAAUCUUGGAGUUUUACACAGAUGGUAUUAUUCGAUGUCCCACACACGUUUCUGUCUCAGAACUUAGAGAGGCAUGCGACUACUUUUUGGUGCCUUUCAAUUCGCGCACAGUUAAAUGCCAGAAUCUCCAUGCACUGCUGCACGAACUAUCUAAUGAAGGUGCUCGAAUGCAAUUUACCCGUUUCCUCGAGGAGAUAAUUUUCCCACAAAUGGUUGCUAGCACUGAGCAUGGCGAACGCGAGUGUCAUAUUGUAGUGCUUCUGGACGAUGACGUUGUUGAUUGGGAUGACGAAUAUCCGCCUGAUUUCCGAAUGACCGGAGAGGAUACUACACAUGUUGUGUACAGCAGUCAUCUAUACAGAUUUUUCAAAUAUGCCGAGAACCGCGACUGUGCAAAACAGGUGUUGAAGGAGCGCGGUCUGAAAAAGAUUCGUCUUGGGAUGGAAGGCUAUCCAACACACAAAGAAAAAGUAAAGAAGCGCUUCAAUAAAGCAGAAGUGAUCUACAAUUACGUUCAACGCCCAUUUGUCCAUUGCUCAUGGGAAAAAGAGGAAGCACGCUCUCGUCACGUUGAUUUCGCUUGCCCGAUUGUAAAGUCAAAGUCUAAUCCUUCUUUGGCCGCAGCAGCUUCGGAUCCUCUCCCUCAACCAGCGCCUCUCCAGAUUGCUGCUGCUCUUCCAAAUCACGCAAAUGCUCUUCUCGCUGUAGUACAACCUCAACCGGGUCCAUUACAUUCACCGCCCGUUCAGCCGCGAAACCGUGAUGAAGCC